This is a messenger RNA of Culex pipiens pallens (northern house mosquito), 1407 nucleotides long. Its product is annotated as zinc finger protein 596-like. Bases 264 to 1292 code for a protein of 342 amino acids. Gene Ontology annotation, cellular component: nucleus. The record is from RefSeq and is a predicted model, not a curated record. NCBI's taxonomy places the organism in Eukaryota, Metazoa, Arthropoda, Insecta, Diptera, Culicidae. Gene Ontology annotation, molecular function: zinc ion binding. The transcript has 2 exons.
CCAAAUUCAUUUCGGUUUUCAGAAAAUUGCAUUCGCACUAAAUUUCGUUUAUUUUUAAACUUUUCAACUCAAUUCGAUUGUUCUUAUCCCAGUCAACAUUUUGAAACAAGAUUCGAUUGAAAGGUUAAAGAAUUCUAAUUAAUGGUUUAACAGCAAAGUUGUUCAUGUUGCCGACAUAACCAAAAUGACGUAGGACUACGCACAAACAAACGUGUCGAAGCAGUACUCGAUUCUAACGUCUGUAUUAGAGAAACGCCGCCGCAAUGGACUCCCAAACGACUCCGAUCUGCCGGCUCUGUCUGGGGACAACCCCCUGCGCGGACAUGACACUGCUCAACUACAACGACCAGUUGGUCGAGUCGAUUCGCCAGCUCACGACCGUAGAGGCCCUCAUGGUGGAUCCGCUCUACGCGAUCUACCUGUGCGCGGGCUGCCAGGAAGCGCUGGAGCAGUGCCGCCGCUUCCGGGAGUCGUGCCUUCGGAAUGAUGGCACCUUCCGACAGAGGUACCAGCAUGGGGAGGUUAAGGUGGAACGGGAUGAGGCUGUUGGGACGUUCACAGAGGUCAAGAUCGAGAUGAUCGUGACGCCGGAUGUGGUGGAGGAUGAUGCGGGGAAUGAGUGGAAUGACACUCGCGAUGAAGGGGAGUCGGAUGAGUGGGAACUUCCGCCGGUGGAGGUGAGCGAGAAGGUUUCGAAGAAACGGAAGAAGGAAGCGCCCAAGAGCGACGAGAUCCCGAUGGCCCAGUGUCAGGUCUGUGGCAAGGUGAUGAAGAAGACAGGCCUGACGGCCCAUCUGGGCCGGCACAAGCCGAACCGAACGGAGUACGUUUGCCAGUACUGCCAGAAGGUUUUCUACAACUCGCUCAAGCUGAAGAACCACGUCAACGGGGUGCACACCCACCAGUACAAAUAUGCCUGCGACGUGUGCGGUAAAACGUACGAGCGGACCGACACGCUGCGGGUUCACUACCGGGCGAAACAUACCGACGAGAAGCCGUACGAGUGUAAGGUGUGUGGGAUGCGGUUCGCGCGGGACGACGGCCGGCGGUACCACUUCCAGAAGGUGCACCAGGUUGGGAAGCCGCACCAGUGCGAGUUCUGCGAUAAGGCGUUCCUGCGGAAAGCAGAACACACCUUGCACAUGAGGACCCACACCGGCGAGAAGCCGUUCAACUGCGAUAUCUGCGGAAAGGCGUUCAGCAAGAGCUACAACGUGGUCAUUCACAAAAAAUCCCAUCAGAAUCAGGCCGAAAGGGCCGCUGCAAACGUUGUCAAAACGGGAGUCUUGUAAAAUUAUAUACAUGAAUAAAGUUGUUUUUACUAUUUGAGUACAAACUUUGCUUCCACUUCAACAGCAGUAGAUUCAGCGCCGAUUCACAAGAAUGAUGUUUCCGAAAACCAGAUUG